Molecule: messenger RNA, 1630 nt
Organism: Aspergillus ruber CBS 135680
Lineage: Eukaryota; Fungi; Ascomycota; Eurotiomycetes; Eurotiales; Aspergillaceae
Product: putative lysyl-tRNA synthetase
Exons: 3
Coding region: 209-1504 (431 amino acids)
Biological process (GO): mitochondrial lysyl-tRNA aminoacylation
Cellular component (GO): mitochondrion; cytoplasm
Molecular function (GO): ATP binding; tRNA binding; lysine-tRNA ligase activity
Source: RefSeq, a predicted model, not a curated record
CUGUUCAGAGUUUCGCUCUCGAUACAGCCACCUGGUGGAUAAUCAAACAGUAGAGGAAGACAGUGUUGUUGUUCAUGGUAGGCCGGCUUUACCUUGUGAUUUAUAGUUCCUGUACUUAGAUUAGUUAGGUAGGAUCCGUACAUAUAGACUUGCGGGGAGCAAAUUGAUAUUCUUCGAUGUCGUUCAGAAUGGUCAUAAAGUCCAAGUUAUGUGCAAUAAGCGUCGACUAGAGACGACGAGCGCGGAGGAGUUCAAGAGGUUUUAUCGUCUGCUAAGGCGGGGUGAUGCUUUCUCCAUAAAAGGUAUACCCCAUCGAACAGGACGAGGCGAAUUGACCGUGAUUGCAACGGAAGUACCCCAAUUGCUAUCUCCUUGUCUUCACGACGUACCGCUAGACGCCAAAGACCACGAGACUUCUCCCUAUGCUCGCCAUGUCCAGCUCCUUGCGGAUCCCGGCACGGCGGAUAUCAUCAGAGCGCGGUCCGCUAUAAUCCAGUAUUUUCGCCAGUUCUUCCUCGACCAAUCCUUCAUGGAAGUCAGUACCCCAGUUAUUGGGUCUGUUGCAGGCGGAGCUGUUGCGCGUCCUUUCUACACGAAUGCCACUGAGUUUCCUGAACGACAAUUGUCUCUCAGAAUUGCGCCAGAGCUGUGGUUGAAGCGGAUGGUUGUGGGUGGAUUUGAUCGGGUGUUUGAGAUUGGGCCUUCGUUCCGGAAUGAGGGGCUCGAUAAAACACACAACCCCGAGUUCACCACAUGCGAAUUCUACCACGCCUACACCAACCUAGAAGACCUCAUGUCAACGACCGAGAACCUCCUCUCUGGCAUGGCAAACUAUAUCAAUCAAUUCAACCAAAACGGCACUCUAAAACCAACACGAGUCGACUUUACCACCCCCUUCCGCCGAAUCGACUUCAUCACCGGCAUCGAAGAGAAAAUCAACCGCAAACUCCCCAACCUCUCCUCCCCAGAUGCCCUUUCCCAAGCAACAAACCUUUUCCACGACCUCUCCCUCCCCCUCCCCGAAAACCCAACCCUCCCCCGCCUCCUCGAUGCCCUCUGCAGCAUCUUCGUUGAACCAGACUGCACAAACCCAACGUUCAUCAUCAACCCGCCAGAAUGCCUCUCCCCGCUCUCUAAAUCCUUCACUCAUCCUACUACAAACCAACGCGUUGCCGCGCGCGGCGAACUUUUCAUCGAAGGCCGCGAGAUGGUAAAUACCUACGAGGAGGAGAACUCGCCGUUUGAGCAGCGGCGCAAGUUCGAAGAACAGGCAAGGUAUAGUAAAGCCGCGGAGGCAGAGGGCGAGGGCGAGAUCGAUGAGACGUAUCUUGAGGCGAUGGAGUGGGGAUUGCCGGCUACGGGCGGUUGGGGCUGCGGUGUUGAUAGACUUGUUAUGCUGUUUACGGGUGCGAAGAGGAUUGGGGAUGUUUUGACGUUCGGUAAUUUAAAAGCUGUUACUAGACGGCCUGGUGGUGCUGUGCCUGGUGGUGGUUCUGAGGUGUAGGAUGGGUUGCUGAGCUGGUAAUUUGUAUGAUUAUGGACUGAUUCUUGAUGUCUAUUGUACAAAACUGCGUUUACGAAAUUAUAUAUGUUAGACUGAAUCUUCACAUAUCUUCACUAUGCAAGGCUC